Molecule: messenger RNA, 1297 nt
Organism: Cynocephalus volans (Philippine flying lemur)
Lineage: Eukaryota; Metazoa; Chordata; Mammalia; Dermoptera; Cynocephalidae
Gene: TMEM178B
Product: transmembrane protein 178B
Exons: 4
Coding region: 360-1244 (294 amino acids)
Cellular component (GO): membrane
Source: RefSeq, a predicted model, not a curated record
GGCCCUAGGGCUGCGCGCCCAGGAGGCCGGUUCGGAGCAGUCGCUUCCUGCGGGGCGGGGAGAGGAGGGGAGGCGGCCGCGCCGGGCUCGCAGCCGCCGGAGGCUGCACCUGCCUCGGAGGAUGCGCAGGAGCCCGCGGGAACCUCUCCGGGUCAGAACUUUUUAGGCUGCCCGCCCCCAUCCCCGCAGUCCCCGGGCCGCGCACCGGUAGGCGGGGGCCGAGGGGGCGCCGCGGAGCGAGUCCCCCUCCUGUCACCCCCACCCCCCCAGCCCGGCCGCCCGCCGCUUUGUUGCGGGCGCGCCGAGGGAAGGCGAGGCUGCGGCGGAUCAUGCCCAUGGUGUAGCCGCGAAGCGGAGGCAUGGCUGCCGGAAGGUUACUGCUCUACACGGGCCUCUCGCUAGCGCUCUGCGCCCUGGGCAUGCUGGCCGUGGCCAUCUGCUCGGACCACUGGUACGAGACGGACGCCAGGAAGCACAGGGACAGGUGCAAGGCCUUCAACACCCGCCGGGUCGACCCUGGCUUCAUUUACAACAACAACAACAACUUGCCGCUCCGGGCCAGCCGCUCGCGCCUGGACCGCUGGGAGGGCAAACUCCUCCGGGCCCGCAAUCGCCGGCAGCUCUUCGCCAUGAGCCCCGCGGACGAGUGCAGCCGGCAGUACAACUCCACCAACAUGGGCCUCUGGAGGAAGUGCCACCGGCAGGGCUUCGACCCGGAGAUCGCCGCCCUCAUUCGGAAAGGAGAGAUUGAGCGAUGCACGUACAUCAAAUACCACUACUCCUCAGCAACCAUCCCCAGGAAUCUCACUUUCAAUAUCACGAAGACCAUCCGUCAGGACGAGUGGCACGCCCUACACCUGCGCAGAAUGACAGCCGGCUUCAUGGGCAUGGCGGUGGCCAUCAUCCUCUUCGGCUGGAUCAUCGGCGUGCUGGGCUGCUGCUGGGACCGAGGCCUUAUGCAGUAUGUGGCAGGGCUUCUCUUCCUCAUGGGAGGAACCUUCUGUAUCAUUUCACUGUGCACCUGUGUGGCCGGGAUCAACUUUGAGCUGUCACGCUACCCACGCUACCUGUAUGGACUCCCCGAUGACAUCAGCCAUGGCUAUGGAUGGUCCAUGUUCUGUGCGUGGGGGGGCCUGGGCCUCACGCUAAUCUCGGGAUUCUUCUGUACCUUGGCCCCUUCUGUCCAACCUGUCCCGAGGACCAACUGCCCUAAAUCCAGACCCGAGAAUGGGACAGUGUGCUAAAAAUCCCAAACCCAUACAUAUAUAUAUAUAUAUAAAUAUAUAUAUAAUAUACA